Hyaloperonospora brassicae is the source of this 660-nucleotide messenger RNA. The record is from the annotation of a GenBank genome assembly. NCBI's taxonomy places the organism in Eukaryota, Oomycota, Peronosporomycetes, Peronosporales, Peronosporaceae.
AUGAAGCGCUCGCGCGCCUGCGACGAUCUCGUGGCCCUCGCCGCCGAGUCAGUGGCCCACUGCGCUGCCCCACCAGCGCACGUGGACGCGACGUGGCCGCCUCCGUCGUCGCCCGUCGAGCUCUGUCCGCACGGCUGCAAGCGCUCCCGGGCGUCCGUGGACAGUGUCCCGAGCAGCAGCGACAAGAAUACCGACAUGCGACGGGGCGCUGUCCGGCCGCGCGCCGGCGUUCAGACCAUCGACGCAUCGACGCAGAACGGGACGCAGCGCACGUGGGCGUCGCCUGUGCGCUGCAGCGUCGAGGCGACAGGUGCCGACGCCAUCGACAGCAACGAGCGGCAUCCGUUCCGUCGGCAGAUACUGUGGCGGAAGAAGAAGAAGAACCCGCAGCGCGUGGCGGAGAUCACGAGCAGCUUUGACGGCUUUGGGCUAUACGACACGGACGACGGCGACGUGAGCCACCGGCGGAGGCGGUCGAACGUGCGGGCGCUCGUGAGGACGGCACCGGUUGAGGCACAGGCGACGACCGAGUCGCGGUUUCUCCACGGCCUGUGCCCUCUACGCUCGUCGAGGUGUAUGGAUCCGCUGGUGAAGCGACAGGGCGGCCCGUCGUUCGACCUGUCGGCUUUGAUCAUGUUGGCCGUCUCGCGGAAGCGAUAG